Molecule: messenger RNA, 2295 nt
Organism: Penicillium pulvis
Lineage: Eukaryota; Fungi; Ascomycota; Eurotiomycetes; Eurotiales; Aspergillaceae
Product: Zn(II)2Cys6 transcription factor
Exons: 5
Coding region: 1-2295 (764 amino acids)
Biological process (GO): regulation of DNA-templated transcription; DNA-templated transcription
Molecular function (GO): DNA binding; DNA-binding transcription factor activity, RNA polymerase II-specific; zinc ion binding
Source: RefSeq, a predicted model, not a curated record
AUGGAUAUAUCUGUGUCGAGAAAUGCUUCAUCUCCAGCCACCCGACCUCGGGCACGCAUUGCGUGCUCAUAUUGUCACCGCCGCAAAGUGAGAUGUAAUGUUGCAAUUUGCGGACACCCUUGUACGAAUUGUCGACUGGACGGCUUCGAAUGUGUCACUCGUCCAAAAAAACCAAGAGGCGUUCGAAUUUCGGCCGAACCCACCCAAGCGGUCGAUACUGAUCGGCUUUCGGUUGUAAAUGAGAACCAGGACCAUACACGCAUUCCUGCGAUAACCGACACUCAAAUGAGUAGCCGCCCCACUUCUCCAGCGGACGACAUAGGAAGAUCUUAUGGACCUACUACUGUUGCUACUGAGGCUCCGUUUGUGGAGAUGAGCCGAAAUGCUAGCUCAUAUGAAUUCUCCAACCUUUACAAACCCCAACUCCAGUCCGCGUUGAAUGAAUCAGAAAAUGCCAGCGGCCCACUUCUGCUCUUCAAUUACUAUCCUUGUUUACAAGUCCCAAACCUGCGGAACUUGCAGCCAGCCGAUGUGGCUUUUCUGGAAUCCCAAAAAUGUUUUCACAUUCCCGUGGAAUCAUUUCUAGAAACACUCGUUGCCCAUUAUUUCCUCUACGUGCACCCAUGUUUGCCAAUUGUGGACGAGGCAGACUUUUGGCUGGCAUUUCGUCAAAGGAAGCCAGGGGAGUCUAAGUUCUCUCUACUUACUUUUCAGGCUAUGCUAUUCGUUGCUUGCAGUUAUGUCUCGCUGACUGAUGCUCGGAAAUGGGGGGCUGGAUCGAUUCGUGGCGUGCGAGACUCUUUAUAUCGGCGUGCGAAGCUUCUCUACGAUUUUGGGGUUGAGAAAGAUCAUCUGUGUCUUUCUCAAGCUUUGACAUUGCUUACCUUUCAAAGCACUGCCUCAGAUCACUUAAUAAAUUCCACAUGGCUCACUCUCGCAAUUCAACAAGCUUGUGCGGCAGAUGCACAUGUCUAUCACCAUUGUCCAUCUAACGGUAAAUACAAGCAGUCUGAUCUGAAAAGGCUCUGGUGGUGUCUUGUUAUUCGUGACAGAAUUAUUGCCUUGGGCAUGAGGCGGCCUCUUCAGAUUCUUCCAUCGCACUUUGACACUACAUCCCACUGCCCGUUACUUCUUGAGGAUCUCUCUAGAGAAAUUCACGCCUCUGAAGUUUACGAUCCUGAGACCAAAGUGAUGCUUUCCAAGGUCUUGACCAGCCAGUGUCGGCUUGUCACUGCCUUGACAAUUUUAAUAAUGGCGGUCUAUCCUCCAGACCAGCCCAAAUCUUUGCGGAAAUCCUUUGAGUCGGUGCAAAUCAACGAGAUUAAGUUUCAACUUGAUUACUGGAAAGCCAACCAUAUGCUUCCACCAUCUUCACAAGACUCGGGCUGUCAUCCGUCCAUCUCAUUCUAUAAACAACUGACUUGCGUGUAUUUUGAGACCGCGCGCUUAGCACUGUAUCAUCUCAUCUCUUUCCAAGCUCCUCAACAUGAACGACAGGAGAACUUACCGGAUCUAAUGAACGCCGUUGGGGUAAUCAACGAGAUGGUGAAACGUUUUAUUGUUGAUGGUACGGCUGCGCAUCUUCCUAUCAGUGUCGUAGCGUACACUGUGUUACCCCAGCUUGUGCUGAGCUUCGACCUUCGAUUUUGUGGCAACAGAAUAGGCCGCAAGAACCCGGCACAUGAUUUAAAAAUCUACAAUGAGCUCAAUCGCCAGUAUGAAUUACGUUACAACGUUUCUCAUGUCGCGUCAUGGGUGAAUGAUAUUAUUUGCCUAUUUGAGACUUCCGUUUCGCGUGACACGCUGCGCACUGCAACAAGCGUGCAUUCCAGAGGCCUACAGCCCCUACAUGGCUUCUCUUUACUCCAGCUUCAGCCAGCAAUAUACUUCCAGCUUACUACCUUGGUGGAUACUUCAAUGUCUACCGGUCACUUGGCUCUCGAGGACCUGCAAUCUAUAGGAACCCUGUCGGCAACUUCAUCGAAAGAGCCUUUUUCGCCUUUGGAAACCCUUUCUGGUCCAACCUUGACACUGACAACUACUCCAUAUCCACUUGAUAGCUACCCCAACAAAAGGGUACCUGAAGACGUGGUAAAUAUAGAUUACUAUACCCCAGAAGCUGCGGGGCGCCUCGAAAACCGUAUCAAUGAAGAAACUUGCGCGCCUUGUUUCGAUACUUUCAGCCCUGACAAGGUGCACGAGGCGAGCGAGGAUGAGGAUAGCAUCCAAAUAUCUAGAAGGGAUGCGGCUUCAAUUGACCUGCUCUGGGGCAACAUAGGCCUACUGGGGGAAUGA